UUUUGAAGCAUCCUUUUGGGUUUUCCGAGUGGGUCUGUUUGUUUUCUUGGAUAAAAUAAAAUGUGAAUUGAUUCAUUCUUCUUUGGAAUAAGGUUUUUUUGUGAGAUCUUACAGCUCCACAUUUAUCUCAUGGGGUCUGUCUCCUCAGGAAAAGUGGAUGCUUCCUAGAAGAAGAAGAAGAAGAAAGAUAGAAGCUUUAAUGUACUUCUACUCUUCCUUUUAAAAAUUCUGAUUUUUAAUCGAUCUCUAGUUGAAAGCUGAUCUUCUCUGCUAAGACGAAUCAAAAGCGUUGUUGUUGGAUCAUCUCAGUCUCAGCAGGGUUUCUAACCAUGGGGAAUGAGAAAGCUGUCUCUGGAAACACCAUACCGCUCCAUUCUCGCCCUAUAACUCGUGCCCUUGCUUCUGCUCUGCGUGCUUCUUCUAAUCUUUCAGAAGUGGUUGCUACUACUACAGUGAUCAACCAGGGAAGGGUUCUGAGAGCAAACAGUAAAAGAACAGCCUUGGAUGAUAAGAAAUCCAAUAAUGCACCUAAGAGGCGAGCUGUUCUUAAUGAUAUCACAAACGUUACCUGCGAGGAUUCUUACUCACGCUGCUUCAAUGCAGCAAAAAUCCAGGUGGAGAAUAUCAAACAGAUAAAGAAGGAAAGGGCAAGUUCUCCCAAGGUGGCAACAUCUUCUUCUACUUCAGAAGUUACAGAUGCAGAGGUACAAGUUGUGUGUACAGGCACGAGCUUAGACACAAACGAAGCAUCUUGUAGCUUUAUGGGAAAUCCGAGUUCCAAGUUGCCUCCAAGACCCCCUGGGAGAUCAACUUCUACAGUUGAAAGAAGCUGUGUUGGAGGAAGUUCCACUGUGGCAAGUAGCCCAAAAUUCAUUGACAUUGAUUCAGAUGAAAAGUAUCCUCUGCUCUGUAGCCUAUAUGCACCUGAAAUACACUACAACAUGCGUGUUGCUGAGCUUAAACGGCGACCAUCUCCUGAUUUUAUGGAGAGAACACAAAGAGAUGUGACUCGUGCAAUGAGGGGAAUCCUUGUUGAUUGGCUUGUAGAGGUCUCAGAGGAAUACACACUUGUACCUGACACUCUCUAC
Brassica oleracea var. oleracea is the source of this 1088-nucleotide messenger RNA. RefSeq names its product cyclin-A2-4-like. Gene Ontology annotation, molecular function: cyclin-dependent protein serine/threonine kinase regulator activity. Lineage: Eukaryota; Viridiplantae; Streptophyta; Magnoliopsida; Brassicales; Brassicaceae. Gene Ontology annotation, cellular component: cyclin-dependent protein kinase holoenzyme complex; cytoplasm; nucleus. The record is from RefSeq and is a predicted model, not a curated record. Gene Ontology annotation, biological process: regulation of cyclin-dependent protein serine/threonine kinase activity; mitotic cell cycle phase transition.